UAAAGUUAGUUCUGCUAAGGUUAAUGCUUAUUAAACUGUUGUGUUGUUGUAGUUAUCAAUCUCUAGAAUUUACAUAAUAUUCAAUAUAUAUUUUGUUUCAUAAGGGAUCAUUUUCUUAAAAGUAUUUUCUCCCACGGCGUUUUUUUGUCAAAGGAAUUAUAAAGUGAUCAAAAAAUGUAAAAUUUAUGGGAUCUAGUUUAUUUCAUGCAAGGACAAUGACUGACAGAACUGAUAGUGAUUUUGCCUCAGAUACUGACAGUAAUGAUCGUGAUCGAGAUAUUGCAACGAUAUUGCGCUUUUUAAUUCGAAGUGGACAGGUACGCAUAAUAGCAGCUGCUUCUCCUCAAUUAUAUAAUGAUGGUUCAGAUGAUGAGUAUUACACUUCACCUCGGGCUCCUCCAAAAAUUGACAAUCAUCCAGAUACUUCAUGCCUCAAGGGAAGUGACAUAAGGCAAACGAUUCUGUUAAACUCUGGAGCUUUGAAUGACCGGGAAUCUUCCACAAUGGGCAUGAAUUCUGUGCCGUCCAUGUUGAAAUUAAGAGAAACUGGUAUGAAUGGAAGGCAACAGUUUUCUCGUGGUGAUCAGUGUCAAAUAUACCAGAGAGUCCUGCCUAACAAAAUGAAUGUUUUAGAUCGUUAUGAAGGAAAAGUAUUUUGCGGUACAUUUGCUCGACAGGGAGAUAUAUUUAUAUCGGCUGCUCAAGACUAUAUCAUUCGCUUAUACGACACAAGCAAGGGACUUUUCAAUCUGAAAAGAACAGUUGAAGCCAGAGAUGUUGGUUGGAGUAUUCUCGACACUGCUGUCAGUCCUGAUGGAUGUAACUUUAUAUACUGCAGUUGGUCAGAAUGUAUACACAUGUGCACAAUAUCUGGUGACCAAGAUAUACAUGAAGCUCUUCCACUCUAUCCAGAUGAAAGAAGAUUCUGUGUUUUUUCUCUUCGAUUCUCACAAGAUGGAAAAGAAAUUCUGGGAGGGGCUAAUGACCAGUAUUUGUAUGUGUACAAUCGAGAGGCAAACAAACGGACAUUAAGGAUAUACUCUCAUGAAGAUGAUGUAAAUACUGUUGCGUUCGCUGACAAUACUUCUCAGAUACUUUUCAGCGGAGGCGAUGAUGGAAUAUGCAAAGUCUGGGAUCGUAGAACACUGUGUGAGUCACAUCCAAAGCCUGUUGGAGUUUUAGCUGGUCAUGAGGAUGGUUUGACUUAUGUUGAUUCAAAAGGUGAUGGAAGGCACUUAAUAACUAACAGCAAAGAUCAAACAAUCAAACUUUGGGACAUGAGAGCUUUUUCCCCUUCAUCUAGUGUAGAGGGUGCUUAUAAAGCUGUUAAAUCACAUAAUUGGGAUUAUAGAUGGCAAAGGGUUCCAACAAGUUUGAACAAGCACAGGCGUAAAGUGAAUUGGGAUACGUCCCUCAUGACCUACAGGGGUCACAGUGUUCUCCAAACUCUGAUUCGCUGCCACUUUUCACCUGAGGCCACCACUGGACAGUGCUACAUCUACACAGGAUGUGCACAGGGAAGAGUUGUGGUUUAUGAUAUUUUGACGGGUAAAAUCAAGGCAAUACUGAGGGGUCACAAAGGUUGUGUGCGAGAUGUGGCAUGGCAUCCUUACAGAAAUGAAAUAAUGAGUAGUUCAUGGGAUGGAACAGUUGUGAAAUGGACUUUUAAUAAGACAGAAAUUGAUUCGGACUCCGAAGAUAUAAUGCCUGGCCAAAGUAGAAGCAGUGAAGUGGAUGGUUUGCGGAGAUCUCAGCGUUUAGCAGAUCAGCGAAGGAGACAGGAAAGGGAAACCAGGCUUUUCUCACCUACUGUAUUGUAAUUAAUAAACAUAUAUUUUUUUAAAGAAGGUGUUAUGUAUAAAUAAAAGUCAAUAAAAUUUGCUUUUAUCUGUGAA
Messenger RNA from Parasteatoda tepidariorum (common house spider), 1895 nucleotides. NCBI's taxonomy places the organism in Eukaryota, Metazoa, Arthropoda, Arachnida, Araneae, Theridiidae. The record is from RefSeq and is a predicted model, not a curated record.